This is a messenger RNA of Hyposmocoma kahamanoa, 1244 nucleotides long. RefSeq lists its product as uncharacterized. The transcript has 16 exons. NCBI's taxonomy places the organism in Eukaryota, Metazoa, Arthropoda, Insecta, Lepidoptera, Cosmopterigidae. The record is from RefSeq and is a predicted model, not a curated record. The coding region runs from base 27 to 1244 and encodes 405 amino acids.
AAAUAUUGUGAAGUCAUGAAGUUGCAAUGAAGUUCCUACUUUUACUGUAUUUAAUUUACUAUCUUAUUGAAGGCUCGGAUAGCUUUAAAGAUGACGACGACUCUUUAUAUCCGCGAGUGUACUAUUUGAAUCGGCGAGGUGCUCUAUCAACAUAUAUGCAGAAAAACAAAAAAAAUCUCCCGAAACCACUUCGCAGUGCAAACCAACUCGGUAAACUCCCAUCGCCAAAAGUGGAGGUAAAGAAAACAAUUAAAAUUCCCAGAGACCAAAAGAUACCAGCAGUUAAAGCCAAAAGCAUUAAACGGAUAAGACCUUCGAAACUGAAUGACAAAACCAAAAAAAAUAAACGGGCAAGCUCGAAGAAAACAGUGCUAAGGUCAGGAAACAAUGGAAUAACAAAAUGGAAUAAAAACAUUUUUUCGAACCACGAUGGUUUAUCUUAUGAAGACCGUGAUUCGGUUGAGACGCAAGAAGGUGUCAACUUACAUUAUGACUAUCCCGGAGACAUACCACAAAAAUUACAAGUGGUCAAUACUGUGACAAGUGACACUGAACUUAACGAUUAUCAAGAAAAUGAGAAGGAUACCGCAGAAGUCGCAUCUACGAUCAAAUAUGACAAGUACAUUGAAUAUAUAAAUCCACAAGGGAUGCGCAACGACAAUGAAGAAGAAAAGGAUUUGCCCAAAAACUAUAAAAAUGAAAUUGAAGCAGGAGAGUUAGCCGACAUGGUGCAGAAUAAACGUCAUUUUGUUCCAAUGAAAUAUGCUUAUGAUGACUUAGGACGGCGUUUUGUGUUGCAAUAUCCGUACACCGAAGUUCAUACAGAAGAUUCGGAUAUCGAGAGUACGGCUGAAUCUCAAUUGGAUACAGCUAUCAACGAGGCCAUGCAACAAAACAUUGAAGAUGAAAGACUGAUACCAGUGAGGGCUAAUCCAGGUUUAGUGCUUUCUAUUGCGAGCGAAUCAGCCCGUCUUGAAAUGUCGAAACCACCUGACCCUACGCGAGAAAUUAUACAAAAUACUUUGCUAAGAACAGGUAAUUACUGGAACAGUUACUGGAAGGAAGACGUGCCAAAUCCUGAUGAAGUGUUCCUGCGCUCCCAGAAAAAGAAGCUCCAGUCUAAAUUGGAAACUGUAAGAGUGAAGAUAAUGCCUGGUUCUAAGCUGCACCAGUUGGUGUCGAUAGCCAAGAGGGUCUCACCGCGACUUCUUUACAUUAUCAAUACCAAUAAAGAUGCACCUUAA